Messenger RNA from Epinephelus lanceolatus (giant grouper), 2684 nucleotides. Its product is annotated as carbohydrate sulfotransferase 12-like. Gene Ontology annotation, molecular function: sulfotransferase activity. Gene Ontology annotation, biological process: carbohydrate biosynthetic process; proteoglycan biosynthetic process. NCBI's taxonomy places the organism in Eukaryota, Metazoa, Chordata, Actinopteri, Perciformes, Serranidae. Gene Ontology annotation, cellular component: membrane. The record is from RefSeq and is a predicted model, not a curated record.
CAAGAAAAAAAGGGGACUGCUCGCAUCACAGGCUCAGCUGACGCGGCGCUGGGAGCUCGCGGGCACAAAAAGAGGGUGCUGCAGGUGUGGAGCAGAGGUGAGACUUUAUCCAUGGAUGACCAGUCACACUCCUGUUCAGCACACUCCUGCAGUGCAGCAGCAUCAUGAUAAGCCCGCCACAGACUCUGCUCUAGCUGCUGUCUGUCUAUCGCCAUGGUGAGAGAGAGAGCUCCUGGACCUUGACUCUGUUGCCAUGGUGACCCUGUAGCAAGAACCCUAUAACUCCAAUCUGUUGCCCCGGCGAUCACAUAUAAAAACAAUUUCAAUCUGCUGCCAUGGUGACGCUGUAGACGCCUUAUCAAGUCAUAGUCAGUUGCUAUGGUGAUCCUGUAGCGAGCAGCAGUCGCCAUGGGAACGUCCAGGAUGUUCCGCAUCUUUGUCGUCCUGGGCUCGGCCUUCAUGAUCCUCCUGAUCAUCAUUUACUGGGACGAUGUCGGAGCCUCGCACCUGUACUUGCACACUCCUGUGUCGCCGGGCCCCAAGAUCCCGCAUCCCCCUCCUCACCAGGGGCCUCAGACCUCCCGGACACCGUCCUUCCUGUCCGACAUCGACGCCUUUGUAAACCAGUUCUUAGAGCCGGGAACUGGGGAGCCCACAGACCCUGCGCCACCUGAUACAAGUAACCAAUCGGAGAAAGCAGAGGAGCGGUAUAUACCGAGGCGUGAGUGGAAAAUUCACCUCACUCCAGUGGCAGCUGAGCUCCGUGAGAGACAGGAGCAGCGGCGGAAGUUGCUUCAGGAGAUGUGUGCUAACGACAGCGUGGUGUUUCCUGGCAAAAACCGUUCGUUUGACGACAUUCCCAACAGGGAGCUGGAUCACCUUAUUGUGGACGACAGGCACGGUAUCAUCUACUGCUAUGUUCCCAAGGUUGCGUGCAGUAACUGGAAGCGCAUCAUGAUAGUUCUCAGCGAAAGCCUGCUGAGGGACGGUGUUCCCCAGAGAGACCCGAUGGCCAUCCCCAGAGACCUGGUCCACAACAGCAGCAUGCACUUUACCUUUAACAAGUUCUGGAAACGUUACGGCAAGUUUGCGAGGCACCUCAUGAAGGUGAAGCUGAAGAAGUACACCAAGUUUAUUUUCGUGCGGGACCCCUUUGUGCGCCUCAUCUCGGCCUACCGCAACAAGUUCGAGCUGCGCAACGAAGACUUCUACCGGCGCUUUGCACAGGUCAUGCUGCGCCGCUACGCCAACCAGCCGACGCCCCCUGCCUCUGUGGACGAGGCGUUUGGCGUGGGCAUCCACCCCUCCUUCUCCCACUUCAUCCAGUACCUCCUGGACCCUCAGACAGAGAAGGAGAUGCCCUUUAACGAGCACUGGCGGCAGGUAUAUCGGCUUUGCCAUCCAUGUCAGAUUCAGUAUGACUUUGUGGGCCACCUGGAGACGGCGGAGGAGGAUGCCGAGCACCUACUGCGCCAGCUGCGGGUGGACAACGUGGUGGAGUUCCCCACCUCCCAUAGGAACCUCACAGCCAGCAGCUGGGAGGCUGAUUGGUUCAGCACAGUGCCUGUGGAGGCGCGGAGAGAACUCUACAAGCUGUACGAACCUGACUUCAGGCUCUUUGGCUACGACAGACCAGACUCGAUUCUCAAUGAGUGACUCGUGUUUCUACUAAACUGACCCAGGCACACACAGACAAACCGUUUUUUAUGUAAUGAGAUAAUGCUACACUCCAGCAACAGUGACACCUCCCCCUUGUUCUGGGCUUUGCAGAUGUGUUCUCCAGUCCUGUCUGUUGUUCACUGAAUGUGCACAUUAUUAGGGACGCUCCAAGGAAGCACACUGAUGAGGUGAAUCCAGGUUAACAGCCAUUAUCAAUUAUGAAAUCACAAAGAUAACAAGAAGCACACAAGUUAGAGUUGUGCAAACAGCACGUGUCCCUUACAUGUUGCACAUUCAGUGUAGUCCCUAAGGUGCUGUGUGUAACUCUGGAGAAAGAUGGCUCACUGUCGAGUCUCAUUUCUAGGUCAUCAGAUACUGUCGCUUUGGGUUGGUAGUUGGACCCAAGCAGCAACCCAAAGCGUCAGUAUCGGACAACCUGGGAAUGAGACUCAACAAUCAGCCAUCUUUCUCCAGAGUUACACACAGCGCUUCUAAGUGAGUGUCUAGCACUCGCAACGCUGAUGUCACGCCACGCCUGUCAUUUGUGACGUCACAGUCGUGCUGUGACCAACUGUGACGAUCACACAGGCUUUGUAGCAGGACGCCGAAGUGAUGUCACGGAGCCAUACUGUUUGCGAUGUCGUAGAAACCCGUUUGGUCAUGACACAAAUGCAGCGGACGGCGGGUGAUUAGUUACAACAAGGUGUUACUAGAUUAGUUUUAAAGGAAUAGUUCACCCACAAAAUGAUCAUUUGUAUGUCAGUAACUCACCCUGUGGUACGCUGAGCUGGUGAAGAAGACUAUGUUUUUGUUGCAUACCUUUACGAAGAACAGAGAAUCCAGGAACAAAAAAAAUUCUUGAUGAACUGGAGAAAAAGGAGGCCGUGUUCAACAGCACACUACUCGACUGUUUAUGCGCAAGUGUUUUACAGAGCAUACGACUAGAUUUCAAUCCGGAGAGACUUGUUUUUUGUUGCAGAAAGAAUAUUUAUUAACGUGCAAAUAAGAAUAAAAAUGAGGAAAGU